AUGACAGGGAAGAGUGUGCCCUUGGCAAGUUUGCACAAUACAAAACUGGGAGGAGUGGCUGAUACACCAUCUGCGCCUGCUGCCCUGCAGAGGCACCUCAGCAGGCUGGAGAAAGGGGCUGCCAGAAGCCUCAUCCAGUGCAGCAGGGGGAAAUGCCAAAUCCUGCACGUGGGGAGGAACAAGCCCAGGCAGCAGCAUGUGCUGGGGGCCGACUGGCUGGGAAGCAGCUUGGCAGAGAGCGACCUCGGGGUCCUGGUAGACCACAAGAUGACCAGGAGCCAGCAAUACUCUCUUGCUGCAAAGGCGGCCGAUGGCUGCCUGGGCUCCGUUGGGAAGAACAUUACCAGUGAAGUCCUUCAUAAGUCUGUGAUCGUGCCUGUGUACUGCCUUCUGGGUGCUGCUGUCAUCAGAUGCUUCUCUGGCUCUGAAAACACCGUCCCUUCAUCUGGAAAAGAUGAAUUACCCAACUGUGUGGUCAAUGCUGCAUCCAAGCAAGGGUUUGCUAUCUACAUAGAUGAACAAGAAGAGAAAGAAAACUACAGCUGCCAAGUGGCGGAAGAGCUGGAAUCAAGCCUGUGUGAACUGGAUACUAGUGCCAUGACAUCCAAUAUUCACCUACUGUUGGAUCUGAGUACAGGAUCUCCUAUGGUAGUGGAUACAUCCUUCCAGUCCCAGCCUGAGGAUCACAUGGAAGAUGCCAUAACUCUGACUGUGGGAGAGUAUGCAGAAGACAUUCAUCAGUACCUCCGAGAGGCUGAAGUAAGAUUCAGGCCCAAGCCCUACUACAUGAGGAAGCAACCAGAUAUUACAACCGGAAUGCGUGCCAUCUUGGUAGACUGGCUGGUGGAAGUAGGGGAAGAAUAUAGACUUCGGACAGAGACUUUGUACUUGGCGGUGAACUUCCUGGACAGGUUUCUUUCCUGCAUGUCUGUUCUCAGAGGGAAGCUGCAGCUUGUAGGAACAGCAGCAAUUCUUCUGGCUGCGAAAUAUGAAGAGAUCUACCCACCAGAAGUGGAUGAAUUUGUGUAUAUAACGGAUGAUACCUACACGAAGAGGCAGCUGCUAAGAAUGGAACACCUGCUUCUCAAAGUGUUGGCUUUUGACCUAACAGCCCCAACCAUCAACCAGUUCCUCCUUCAGUAUAUUCAGAGGCACGGAGUCUGUAUGAGGACAGAGAACUUUGCAAGGUACCUUGCAGAGCUGAGUCUCCUUGAAGCGGAUCCUUUUCUGAAGUACCUUCCUUCACAAACAGCUGCAGCAGCCUACUGUCUAGCAAACUAUACAGUGAACAGCUCUUUCUGGCCAGAAACACUUGCUGCAUUCACUGGGUAUUCAUUAAGUGAGAUAGUGCCUUGCCUGACAGAUCUGCAUAAAGCAUGCCUUGAUGCUCCCCAUUGCCAGCUGCGAGCAAUUAAGGAGAAGUAUAAGCACUCUAAGUACCUGCAGGUGUCUCUUCUGGAGCCCCCAGCAGUUCUUCCUCUGCAAUAG
Messenger RNA from Egretta garzetta (little egret), 1488 nucleotides. RefSeq names its product cyclin A1 (gene CCNA1). Gene Ontology annotation, cellular component: nucleus; cyclin A2-CDK2 complex; cytoplasm. NCBI's taxonomy places the organism in Eukaryota, Metazoa, Chordata, Aves, Pelecaniformes, Ardeidae. Gene Ontology annotation, biological process: mitotic cell cycle phase transition; regulation of cyclin-dependent protein serine/threonine kinase activity. Gene Ontology annotation, molecular function: cyclin-dependent protein serine/threonine kinase regulator activity. The transcript is spliced from 9 exons. The coding region runs from base 1 to 1488 and encodes 495 amino acids. The record is from RefSeq and is a predicted model, not a curated record.